Messenger RNA from Drosophila obscura, 2168 nucleotides. It is a transcript of the gene PGRP-LC, whose product is annotated as peptidoglycan-recognition protein LC. Gene Ontology annotation, molecular function: zinc ion binding; N-acetylmuramoyl-L-alanine amidase activity. The transcript is spliced from 5 exons. NCBI's taxonomy places the organism in Eukaryota, Metazoa, Arthropoda, Insecta, Diptera, Drosophilidae. The record is from RefSeq and is a predicted model, not a curated record. The coding region runs from base 297 to 1865 and encodes 522 amino acids. Gene Ontology annotation, biological process: peptidoglycan catabolic process.
AUAGUGUGUGUAUUAUAAACAAGAUAUUUAUGUGCUGCAUUGGAUACGCGUCGGCAUUUGGAAGUGCGCGAGAUUGAUAUCCCAACUUAAUUUAUGCUCACGAUGUGAUAUUUGCCAAAAGCCUUGAGCCCCAACAGUGUCAGCAGAUACCAGCAAAAGAACAAGUUCUGAAAGCGAAAAUGUUCACCCAAUUCUGAAGAAGGGAGGGAUGCUAAAUAGCAAAACCAACACCACAGCACAAGAGAACAAAGAGAGAGUGAGAGCGCGCGAAGCCAGAGUCAAGUUCUGAUUACGUGAUGCAUGUGAAUUAUGAAAGGAAUGUGAACGGGCAGCCGUUAAAGCCCGAUAUGAGCAGUCGCAUCAUAAAUCUGUCGACGGGCAAAAACUGCAGCACUUCAUCCACAGAUUCUGGGGUCAUUCUCAUCGAUAAUGCGGCCACCUUUAAGGCUGAGGAGCCAGUGACCAAAGAUACGAGUAUCACGAGCAGCAGCAGCAGCAACAGCAGCAGCUGUGAUGAGGAGCCCCAGUCGGAAGCGAAUACGAAAUCAAAGCCAAAGGAUCCCAAGCGUAUCAGCAUCGAGCAUACAGUGAAUAUCAGUCAGAGCAAAGGUGCCAAGACCUCUCCCACUCUCUCGGUUCGGAGUACGACCAUCUCGAUUGUGUCCAUCGAUGAGAAUGCCCCCGAUUCCAGCUGUAUUGACAGCGACUCCGAAGCCGAGGGCAUCCACGAUGACUACACCGUCCAGAAGCUGGGACAACAGAUCAGCUACCCGCCCAACUCCAGCUCCCAGCUACGUGACCUCAACCAGGGCCUCACCCUCAUCAGUCGUCAGGUGGCACCGGGCCAGGCGGAAGCGUCGCCACCCACAGCCUCCGAGGCUGGGGCCAUGGCCAAGCAGCUGCUCAACGGUAGCCUGGCCUUAGCCACCCCCAGCCCCCAAACAUCAGCCAGCUCGCCGCAGGGCAUCGGCAGCAUUGCGCUGACCAACUCCACAGACGUGACCUUCGGGGACAAGCACUUCUACGAGGGACCCGUGACGAUACAACAGUUUCUCAUCGACAAUCGGGACAAAUGGAAACCCGGCGAUGGCGAGCCUGGAGAUGGCCAGGAUAAUCCCGCCUUCAAUGGUCGCCCACAAGCAAAUGGCGCUGCAGCGGGUUCGAAGCUGAAUGAUCCUGGGCAGCAGGUGCCAGCCAUACUCUGUCCGUAUCUGCCAAAUACUAUAAGUCGCAAGGCCAUCAGCAUAACGGUGGCAUUCGUAUUGUUAACCACACUAUUGGGCAUCAUAUUGGCCACCACAACGAACCUCUUUGGCAAGACAUUGAACAAACCCGACUUUGAUGUCAUCGACAAUGGCACCCUAGUCAUGCUCAAAGUGGCCGAAUGGGGUGGCAGGCCACCCAAGACCAUUCUAGACCCCUUGGAGUUGCCCGUUCAUCGUGUGAUCAUCUCACACACAGCCGCCGAAGGCUGCGAAUCGAGGGAGAUCUGCUCGAAUCGCACGCAGGUCGUUCAGGACUUUCACAUGGACAGCUGGGGCUGGGAUCAUGUUGGCUAUAACUUUCUGGUGGGCGGCGAUGGACGCGUCUACGAGGGACGUGGCUGGGAUCGUGUCGGUGCCCACACCAAGGGCUACAACAGAGGCAGCAUAGGCAUCUCUUUUAUUGGCACCUUUACGGCCAUCAGGCCAGCGCAGAGGCAGCUCAAGGCCUGCCAGCUGCUGAUUGACAAGGGAGUGCAACUCAAGAUGCUGGCGCCCGAUUUUCGGCUGUACGGACAUCGACAGCUGAGUGCCACCGAGAGUCCUGGCGAGGAGCUGUACAAGAUCAUCCAGACGUGGCCACAUUGGUCGCACGAGAUCUAAGUUCUACGUUCUGAUAUCUAAGUUUAUGUUAAGAGUUUUUGUUAAGUGGAAUGGCAUAUUGUAUUAUCUAUGUUAAAUAAGAGUCUACACACACACACAAAAGGAAACUCCCAUUGCAUUUUCAUUUCCAAACACACACAAAAAGAAUUACCUCAUCCAUUCCGUUGCCUGUGGUCUCCGGUCCAGUGUGCCGUCAUGUCAAAAAGUGUCCAAAAGUGUUGCCUAAAGUUGAGUUGAAUGGAAUAUCUGACAUGUAUGUACUCUACUCUAUCAAUACUCUAUCUACGCCACGAUUCCCCAGCG